Molecule: messenger RNA, 1125 nt
Organism: Trichobilharzia regenti
Lineage: Eukaryota; Metazoa; Platyhelminthes; Trematoda; Strigeidida; Schistosomatidae
Source: the annotation of a GenBank genome assembly
CUAACCGCGAACUUCAUCUACGACAAUUACUCAGAUAAUCCCGGUGAGUUCGUUCCAUUUUGUAUUUGUUCUUGUACCAUAUAUUAUUCGAUAUAAUUUUCGUCAUGAGUGAUCUUAGUCCCAAGGUCAUCCGUAUCCGCUCAACUCCUAAAACCAUUCAGCUCGUACCAUACUGGCCAGAUAAUGCUGAAACGUGGUUUCUGCUAGCUGAAGCAGAUUUUUGUGAGCAUGGGAUAACUGAUCAACGUUCACAGUUACUUGCAGUUAUUCACGCCCUACCGCGGGAAUUCAGCAAGUACGUAACAUCACAGAUGUUGAGUCCCGAGGUAAGUAACUCGUACGAGUUGCUGAAAGCAUCCCUCCUCAGGAGAAACGCUCUCACGGACAGACAACGUCUAGAUGAAUUAUUUCGUAACAUCGAGUUAGGAGAUCAGUCAGCCGUGAGCAUGCUGACAAGAAUGAAACAAGUCGUCGGCCAAAGUCAGUUCGACGAAGGACUGUUUAGAGAACUCUUCUUAACCAAGUUGCCACAGUCUGUACAGACCGUACUUGUGACACUUGAGGGUACUGUAAUAGAGAACUUAGCUAUUACUGCAGAUAAGAUUCUAGAAAUAACUAAACGGUCUGUUCCCGAAAUAUGCUCAAUGACUAAGCAGACUUCGAGUGAGGAUCCUGCAAUGACAGAGUUAUGCAACUCCCUUCAGCAGAUGUUUAGGUCAAACACGCAUUCUAAAUCCUCCAACCGUCGUCCUAAAUCUCCUCAACGCAGGAACUCGCGUGGUCGAUCUAAGUCCAAACCACGUUCACUGAAAAACCCUGACUGGUGCUGGUACCACAACACCUAUGGCCAAGAAGCGAAGUGUUGCCGUAAGCCUUGUAACUUCGGAAAUGUCUCAAAGUCUGCGGGAAACUAUCCCGCCGGCACGCGUUAGCGGCAACCGUCGCCGGUGGCACUAGCCGCCUACUUUACAUCCAUGAUGUGAUAAGCCAGACUCGAUACUUAGUCGACACAGGCGCCGAAGUCAGCGUCCUUCCUGCUACAGCAGCAGAUCGACAGAAGGAACCUACCUUCAACUUACAGGCUGCAAAUGGAAAACCAAUCGCAACCUUUGGUAGGAAAUACGU